Molecule: messenger RNA, 1509 nt
Organism: Penicillium psychrosexuale
Lineage: Eukaryota; Fungi; Ascomycota; Eurotiomycetes; Eurotiales; Aspergillaceae
Product: MFS transporter
Exons: 5
Coding region: 1-1509 (502 amino acids)
Biological process (GO): transmembrane transport
Molecular function (GO): transmembrane transporter activity
Source: RefSeq, a predicted model, not a curated record
AUGCCCAGCAAAGAAACCCAAACUUUACUGUCCUCGCACAGCAAUCAAUCAGAGCAUGAUUCAACUAGCUUGCAGACCGUGUUCGACGAUGGUGACACAUACGACGUGGCCGAUCGGUUGGAAAGCAACGGGGGCUCUUCAAAAAUCAAGCCCGAGAGAUCUCCAAGUGAGAAAGACAACAUGAUAGUGGAUUGGAACGGCCCGAAUGAUCCAGCAUGUCGUCCGAUUCCCCUCCUCUUCACCACAGCAACGAGACAGACAGCGACAAAGUUCGGCGUUUCCAUGGAAGUCACAUUGUUGGCUGUCAGUUUGUUCGUUCUGGGCUUCGCCUUUGGCCCUAUCAUCUUUGGCCCGCUUUCUGAACUGUACGGCCGGAAGCUACCGUUGUUUCUGGGCAUGUUCGGCUUCGCAAUAUUCCAGAUCCCCGUAUCUGUAGCCGAGAACUUGCAAACUAUCUUCAUAUGUCGCUUUCUGGGCGGAACUUUUGCCAGUGCACCUCUUGCCAUUGUAAAUGGUAUAUUGGCCGAUAUGUUCGAGCCCGUGGAGCGAGGGAUUGCAAUGGCCGUCUUCGCUGCGGCAGCCUUCAUCGGCCCGGUAGCUGGGCCAAUCGUCGGCGGAUUCAUAACAAUGUCGUACCUGGGCUGGCGUUGGACAGAGUACAUUACAGCUAUCUGGGCAUUUGCCAUCUCCGGUAUCGGGAUCCUGGUAGUCCCUGAGACGUUCGAGCAAACGUUACUCACACAGCGUGCUAAGCGACUUCGCACCAAAACCAAGAACUGGGCUCUUCAUGCGACGGCAGAAGAAAAGGUAGUCAGUUAUCAAGAUAUUGCAGUACGAUAUCUCCUGCGCCCGUUCCAGAUGCUUGUGCAGGAACCCAUUCUUCUGCUUAUUACCUUGUACAUGGGUUUCAUAUAUGGCUUUCUGUAUACAUGUUUCGUGGCCUACCCGGUCUCCUUCCAAGAACAGCGUGGGUGGAAUGAUGGCGUUGGAGCGUUGCCGUUCGUUGCUUUCAUUUGUGGUGUCUUUUGCGGUUGUUUGAUUAUCAUUGCGUUCUCAUUGACGCGUUAUAGAACGUUCAUACUUCGCAAUGGCCGAGUUCAGCCAGAGGAGCGGUUGAUUCCUAUGAUUAUUGGAGGUAUUUUGUUGCCCGUGGGGAUGUUUUGGUUUGGCUGGACGUCAGAUCCUCACAUAAUUUGGGUUCCACAGGUUAUAUCUGGGGCCUUCUUGGGGUCGGGGGUAAUAUUGAUCUUCCUGCAGGGGCUGAACUAUAUCGUCGAUGUGUAUCCGCUGUAUACAAACUCUGCAAUGGCAGCAAACUCCUUCUUUCGUUCAUGGCUGGGGGCUGGAUUUCCGAUGUUCGCACCACCAUUGUUUCAUUACUUGGGCGUCGACUGGGCGAUGACUUUGCUAGGUUGUCUGACCGUCGCGUUGUUCCCUGUGCCCAUUGUGUUUUUCAUAUAUGGGCCGAAAAUACGCUCAUGGAGUAGGUUUACCACGAAGGAAGAAUGA